Molecule: messenger RNA, 1364 nt
Organism: Theobroma umbraticum
Lineage: Eukaryota; Viridiplantae; Streptophyta; Magnoliopsida; Malvales; Malvaceae
Product: RING/FYVE/PHD zinc finger superfamily protein
Biological process (GO): protein ubiquitination
Cellular component (GO): membrane
Molecular function (GO): ubiquitin-protein transferase activity; zinc ion binding
Source: RefSeq, a predicted model, not a curated record
UUUUAUAUAUAAAAACGGAAAAAUUGAAAAACUCUUCUCCUGUCAAUUAGUUUCAUUUCCAAGCAAAGCAAAAGAAAGACCUUAGACUUUUCAUUAAAGCUUUAUAAAGAGAAGAAAAGAAAACAUUUCAGACUCCAAAAAAAGCGCCAUUUUCAGGACCUUUCCUUUUGGAUAAAAAAUGGGUGAUCAUCUGGUUUUAUGCGUUGACUGUCUCAUAACACCCGAAAGUUUGCAAUCAAUGCAAGAAGCUGAGGCUGCAGGAUCUUCUAGUGAGGGUUCUUCUCAAGUUGCUGAGCCACAUACUUGUGCUGUUGAUGUUGAGGAAGCGUAUGAACAUGGUUCCUCAGAAGAAGAACCACUUAUCCAGACAGUUGAAUGCCGAAUCUGUCAGGAGGAGGACAGCAUUAAGAAUUUGGAGACACCUUGUGCAUGCAGUGGCAGUUUGAAGUUUGCCCACAGGAAAUGUGUUCAGCGUUGGUGCAAUGAGAAAGGAGAUAUAACAUGUGAGAUAUGUCAUCAGCCUUACCAACCAGGAUAUACUGCGCCGCCACCUCCCCCUCAGUCAGAGGAUGAUACAAUUGAUAUCAGUGAGGGUUGGACUGUCCCUGGGGCUCCUUUGGAUUUGCGGGAUCCUCGAAUUUUAGCAAUGGCAGCUGCUGAACGCCAUCUUUUGGAGGCAGAUUAUGAUGAAUAUGCUGAUAACAAUGCCAGUGGAGCUGCAUUUUGCCGCUCUGCUGCCCUAAUUCUAAUGGCUCUUCUUCUCUUGAGGCAUGCUCUGUAUGUAACCAAUGGAGGUGCAGAUGAUGAUGCAUCUACAUUUUUCUCUCUUUUCCUCCUCCGUGCUGCUGGCUUUCUUCUCCCAUGUUACAUCAUGGCCUGGGCCAUCAGCAUACUGCAGCGCCGAAGGCAGAGACAGGAAGCAGCAGCCCUUGCAGCAACUGAAGUUGCAUUUAUGAUACAGGCAGGGCAACGUCGGGGUGUACAGUUCUCUAUUGCACCAGGACCUGCAGCCACACCUCAUCAGGAGCCACUUCAAUAAUGUGACAGUCCUUUUCCUUGGGAAGAGGCUAUGGUGGUGAAGAGUGUAGGUUAGUAAUGAAACUAUGGGUAAAUUGUCUUACUCAUUCUACUAGCAGUGAAAGAAAAUGGGGAGAUUGUGUUCCUCGCAUUUGUAAUGUUGUACUUCUAAUUGUUUUUCAGAAAACCCUGAAGAUCCUUUUUUUCCCUACUUAUUUGAAGGCAUCAAUGUCACUGUUUAUGUUUGUACAUAAAUGUUGAAUCUCAUUGCCUCAUUUUCACUGCAUGAGGAACUUGUAUUCCUGGAGUUGUUGGCACAGAAAUAUAAUUCCAAACUUUCUAGGAUA